AUGGCAAAGGCAUUUUACGCGGUGGGGUUCUGGAUCCGGGAGACCGGUCAGGCCCUCGACCGCCUCGGCUGCCGCCUCCAGGGGAACUACUUCUUCCACGAGCAGAUCCCUGAUCAAGCUCAUGAAUUUGUAUUCCCUCUUCAUGUCACACUCUGUAGAUGGAUAAAAUGUGUAUCCAUCUUUUCAAGGCAUCGCACACUUAUGAACAUCUUUGACAAAGCCCCUCAUGUUCACAAAGAGGCAUUUGUCGCUCCAAGUGCAUCCCUUAUUGGCGAUGUUCAAGUUGGACAAGGGUCUUCAAUUUGGUACGGCUGCGUCUUAAGAGGUGAUGCAAAUAACGUUCAAGUUGGAUCUGGGACGAAUAUACAGGACAAUUCUGUUGUGCAUGUGGCAAAAUCUAAUCUAACUGGGAAAGUCUUUCCAACCAUCAUUGGAGACAAUGUCACAGUAGGACAUAGUGCUGUAUUACAAGGAUGCACUGUUGAGGAUGAAGCUUUUGUUGGUAUGGGAGCAACCCUGUUAGAUGGUGUUAUUGUGGAAAAGCAUGGGAUGGUUGCUGCUGGAGCCCUUGUGUGGGGUGGAAACCCUGCGAAAUUUCUGAGGAAGCUCACAGAUGAGGAGAUUGCUUUUAUUGCGGAAUCGGCUGCCAACUACUCCAACUUAGCCAAGGCACACGCUGUUGAGAAUGCCAAGCCCUUGGAAAAGAUUGAUUUUGAGAAAGUGUUGCGCAAGAAAGUAGCUCACCAGGACGAGGAAGACGAUUCCAUGCUUAGUGGCACUCGAGUGGUCCCUCCAGAGCUAGCGCCACCCAGCUCUACCCCUGCUCAAUAA
Molecule: messenger RNA, 831 nt
Organism: Triticum turgidum subsp. durum (durum wheat)
Lineage: Eukaryota; Viridiplantae; Streptophyta; Magnoliopsida; Poales; Poaceae
Source: the annotation of a GenBank genome assembly